AAAGCCGACGAACGAUAGUUUUGUUAAACGUAUAUUACAUCAGACGUUGGUCGGCCGUUUAAAAUGCGGUCUCUAGUGCUUGUUUUAUCAAUUGUGACAUUAUGUGCGAGUGAAAAAGUUUCAAAUACCAGUGGUAUAGCUUCUCACCCUAAUUAUGGUUUGGUGUAUUUUGGAACUUGUGGUGAAGAUAUAGACAUCACGCAAGAAUUUCGCCGCAGUUUCUACGAGUUUACUGUUGAUUUAUACCAGCGCAUAGCUGUCCCGACAGCGGGCCAUUUUGUAUUCUCCCCGCUGUCAAUAUGGAUGUCUUUAGCUGCACUUGCAGAGGGCUCCGAUGGCCUCGCCAGACAGGAGCUAUUCAAACUGCUUAGAUUACCAGAAGAGAGAUGCAUUCGACAACAAUUCUAUGCUCUGAUCUCUAGACGAGAACUCUUGGGCGAUGACGUAAUACUAUCAAGAACUCGCUUGUUCAUAUAUGAUGAGAAACUAGUUAUUAAUAAAAAUUGGGAUAAUUAUGUAUGUAGUCAUUGGUUAGUUGGAAUAAUUAAAGGAACAUUGCGAAAAAAUCCUAAAAAGGCCCUGCAGUCAAUGCGAGAUAUCUUUUCAGCGAAACUACCAAACUUGGAUUUGAAUGGUAAUUCUGUUAUUUUGGACGCUCUUGACUACGACGGAUUGUGGACAACAGCCUUUCUUGAUUCAAAGCCUGAAAUAGCACCAUUCUAUAAUGACCUUGGUGAAAAAAUAGGAACAGUGGAAAUGAUGCGAUUAAACAAACGUGUUAGAAUGUCGUAUAAUGCAGAAUUGAAGAUGAAAAUCCUUGAUUUGCCUGUAGGUCAGAAUGGUCGGUAUCGCUUCAUGUUUGGUGUGAGUGCCAAAGACGGCACUGCAGGACGUAGUAUUAAAUUAGGAAGCAGCAAAUAUAUAUUUGAUAUUAUUCAGAAUCGGAGACUCAGUAAAAUACCUAUAGAUGUGGCUAUACCGAAGUUCACAUUGUCGUCGGAAAUUGAUAUUAGAAGUAUUUUAGAAGAACUCAAAUUAAAGUCUGUGUGGACUGAUCCAUGGGGAACUAAAAAUAUUUCGGAGCCGGCGGCGUUACCUAGCGGCUUCGUACAACGUGUUACAAUAGAAUUGGAUAGACCUGGCCUAAAGCCUUGUCCACAUGAAGUCACUACACCAGUUAAAGGCACAGACAAGGAGACAGGGCUCGAACCAGAACUUGGAAAGGAGUUCAUAGCUAAUAAACCAUUUUUAUUUGCAUUUUUCGAUACAGAAACCUUCACAGUUUUGUUUGCAGGCGUGUAUUCUAAGCCUGGUGGCAAAAUAUGAUUUCAUUGUUGAAGCUUCGUCAUUUAUAAUUUUUAAUCCAAAUAUAAUACUACUAUGUGUUGUCGCUGUCUGAAUUUAUUUUCAGUUCAA
Messenger RNA from Manduca sexta (tobacco hornworm), 1416 nucleotides. Its product is annotated as plasminogen activator inhibitor 2, macrophage. The coding region runs from base 64 to 1326 and encodes 420 amino acids. NCBI's taxonomy places the organism in Eukaryota, Metazoa, Arthropoda, Insecta, Lepidoptera, Sphingidae. The transcript has 2 exons. Gene Ontology annotation, molecular function: serine-type endopeptidase inhibitor activity. The record is from RefSeq and is a predicted model, not a curated record.